Messenger RNA from Botrytis sinoallii, 1965 nucleotides. RefSeq lists its product as uncharacterized. Gene Ontology annotation, cellular component: nucleus. Bases 1 to 1965 code for a protein of 654 amino acids. The transcript has 2 exons. NCBI's taxonomy places the organism in Eukaryota, Fungi, Ascomycota, Leotiomycetes, Helotiales, Sclerotiniaceae. The record is from RefSeq and is a predicted model, not a curated record. Gene Ontology annotation, molecular function: zinc ion binding; DNA-binding transcription factor activity, RNA polymerase II-specific; DNA binding. Gene Ontology annotation, biological process: DNA-templated transcription; regulation of DNA-templated transcription.
AUGUCGAUCCGCAGAGAGACCGGACACGGAGUUGUCCCACGGAGACGAAAUGGCAAACAGCCCGCGUGUGAGCCAUGCAGAAAAGCAAAAAUUUCUUGUGAUCAUAGUCUUCCCGUAUGUGAUCGAUGUAAGCGACGGAAAGCAUCGGCAAAAUGUAUAUACCUCUCAGCUCCUAUGACCCGUCGACCACCUACAGGGGAAUCCAAUACAAGUAGGGAGCACGAACAAACUGUCGGUAUUCUGUCAACCCCCACUCCAACUCCAGCUCCAACUCCUUCUAUUAUAUCUACAAAUGAUCACCUGCUUUCUCCCGAUAGUAGGCCCACGGAACCAGGAAGAAUACAAUCCGGGGGUUUCUUUGGCCCAACAAACUUCUCCGCUGUAUUCGAGGAAAAUCGGGAGAAUAUCGGUAACGAUAUACAAAUCUCCAAUGACUCUGGUGCACUUCCAUCUUAUGAUAGUCUCCAGACUCAUAACUUCCUGAUGCUACCCGGAAAUGCAUUUGGAGGGUCCCCACGAAUCCAGCUCGGAAUCAAGAUAUUGCAAAAACUGCCCGACAAACGAACAUGUGACCAUUUGCUGAAAUGGUUUUUGGAAAGGAAAGGCGAGUGUAGUCCUUAUACCCCAAGACUAAUUUCGGCACAAAUAGUAUAUUCUUUGUGGUCUCAAUGGGGAAAGGAGUUUAAAGAGCCAAGACGUCUCGAUGAUAUGGAACGACCCAAUAUGAGAUGGGAGUCCGUGGGACUCAUAUUUGCGGCUCUAUGUCAAUCCAUUUUGUCGCUAUCUGAAAGAGAUGCUUUUUUUACAACUCAGCCUGGGCAAAGGAAAGACCGAAAACAUUUCGCUCUAGAGUUGAAAGAUUGCACACAAGCUUGUGUCACAUUGUCUAAUUAUAUGGACUACAUUAAUACCGUCAUGGUGGGACUUUUGACUCAAAAUCUUAUAAUUGCUACUGUAAUCAUGGGCGACGCGAGUUUGAUUGUUUGGAGACAGAUAGGAGACUUGGUUAGCAUGUCAACGGCACUUGGUCUCCAUCGCCAACCGGAUAAUGAUGGACCCGUCACAUUCUUAUCCGAGUGUAAAAGACGUUUAUUCACGAUAAUAUUCAAUGUCGAUAAAAGUUCUGCCCAUCUUACAGGUCGCCCACCAGCUUUGAGUUACCGCUAUACACGGUUCCGCUUCCCUCUUGACAUCGACGAUGAAGUAUUUGCUCAAGGUCCCGAAGCUCUUAGGAAAGCUGCGGGGAAAUUAGACGCCAAUGGCUGGAAUCAAGAAGGCAGAAUGACAAACGCAACGUACAUUCGCGCUCACGGCUAUCUUACUAUAAUCACCGAUGAAAUUCUCGAACUAUCUCUCACUGGUAAUAUCAGCGAUACCCGCAUUACCGAUCUUCUAGCUCGUCUACAAGAAACCUACGAUGGUUUUCCCUGCUACACCCAUUACCGUCCUAACGACGUAUACUCUCCUUUGAUAUCUGAUAGUGUACUAUGGCGUCGCAUCGGUCUGCGUCUCGCAUAUCUCGAACAACGACUCACGCUCGAACGACUCGCUCACAAAUCUCUCCUUCUCUCCGGCCAAUCCAUUAUAUCUUGCGCUCUCGAAAUGCUUCAACUGACCGUCCUCUUCUGGGUCCAACGCGAUCGCUUCGUCGAACACCAUCAUGAUUACGAUUGGAUGCUGAUGUGUUGGGGUGUUCCCUCCAGCGGAGUCUUGUGUGUAGAAAUCCUUAAACAGAUGAAAUCGCCGCAUGAAUCGACGAUCAAACUCCCGACGUCGGAAAUUGUGCAGAACUUAAGUUUGUUGGUUGGGUUUUUCGAAUGGAUCAAACCGAGUGCGGGGAAUUAUCUACUGUGGGGACGUAUGAGUAAAUUGGUGAAGAGGAUUCUAGAUCAGAUUUUGAAUCAUCGAGUUGGUGGUCGUGGGAAUUCGCAGGGACAGGGACAAGAGGGGAGAGGAGUGGAAUAG